CGGAAGUGACGUGCUGGCGUGCUGACGCGCGGGCUCGAGCCGAUGCCCGAUUCCGCGCCCGCCAUGGCCGACAAAAUGGACAUGUCUCUGGACGACAUCAUUAAACUGAACCGGAGCCAACGAGGCGGCCGGGGCGGGGGCCGGGGCCGCGGCCGGGCCGGCUCCCAGGGCGGCCGCGGCGGUGGGGCGCAGGCCGCCGCGCGAGUGAAUCGAGGCGGCGGGCCCAUCCGGAACCGGCCGGCCAUCGCCCGCGGCGCGGCCGGCGGAGGCGGCAGGAACCGACCGGCGCCCUACAGCAGGCCAAAACAACUUCCCGACAAGUGGCAGCACGAUCUUUUCGACAGUGGCUUCGGGGGUGGUGCCGGCGUGGAGACGGGUGGGAAACUGCUGGUGUCCAAUCUGGAUUUUGGAGUCUCAGACGCCGAUAUUCAGGAACUCUUUGCUGAAUUUGGAACGCUGAAGAAGGCGGCUGUGCACUAUGAUCGCUCUGGCCGCAGCUUAGGAACAGCAGACGUGCACUUUGAGCGGAAGGCAGAUGCCCUGAAGGCCAUGAAGCAGUACAACGGCGUCCCUCUGGAUGGCCGCCCCAUGAACAUUCAGCUUGUCACAUCACAGAUUGAUACACAGCGGAGACCUGCACAGAGCAUAAACAGAGGUGGCAUGACUAGAAACCGUGGCGCUGGAGGUUUUGGUGGUGGUGGAGGCACCCGGAGAGGCACCCGUGGAGGCGCCCGUGGAAGAGGCAGAGGUGCUGGCAGGAAUUCAAAGCAGCAACUUUCGGCAGAGGAGCUGGAUGCCCAGCUGGACGCCUAUAAUGCGAGAAUGGACACCAGUUAAACAGACCGGCAUAUCUGCGUGUGGAAUAGGACCCAGGCGUCUCCUCUUGCUCCCUGGUCGGGGGGCAGUGGCUGGGGCCGUGUGUCCAAUGAUGGAUUUGUUUCUUUUAUGUUUUAAAAUAGGAUUUAAAAACUCAUGUAAAGGUUUUUUUUUUUUUUUUUUUUUUUUUUUAAAUUCUGAAACAGACCUGUUUUGUACCGAGUUAUUUUUGGGAUAAAUUUUACUGGUUGCUGUUGUGGAGAAGGUGGCGUUUCCACCUUUUCCAUAAUAAAAUAGAAAUGUGUGUAGAACUGGAACUGUUUGAUUCAUCCCACUGUUGGAGUCCAAGCCUGGGCCAGGACUUUGGUGUCUGUCCAGCUGGGAGGGGGUGGGAGAACCUGAGUUGGGGAUGGAGCAGCCCCAUCUGGUUGGACACCAGAAACUGGCAUGGGUUGUGGGGGUGGCAGGGGGUGGGGUGUCACCGCUUCUGGAGGGCCGAAGCUGCCUGCCUCCUUUCUCAUCCUCUUUCCUGCCUCACACCUAACGCCUUCCUCUCUAACUCACCAGGUGGGAGGACACCUUUGCCCGGAGCCACCUGUUGACCCCUGUGCCUGUGCCUCCAGAUGGAGUCUCACUCUUGCCAAGGCUGGAGUGCAGUGGCACGAUUUCAGCUCACUGCAACCUCCGCCUCCCAGGUUCAAGCAAUUCCCGUCUCAGCCUCCCAAGUAGCUGGGAUUACAGGCACGCGCCACCAUGCCCAGGUAAUUUUUUUUUAUUUUUAGUAGAGAUGAGGUUUCACCAUGUUGCCCAGGCUGGUCUCCAAGUCCUGAGCUCAGGCAGUCCACCCGCCUCAGCCUCCCAAGGUGCUAGGAUUACAGGUGUGAGCCACAGCGCCUGGCCUACUCACUAAUUUCAGCAUCCACUGAUGGUUCUUGCAAUGCAGUAAUUAUUAACUUAGUUUUCAAAGGUGAUUUUUGCAUUUUCCUCAUUCAUUUGACGUUUAUUAAUUGGAAUUCGUCUCUAAGAAAGAGCAGUCCCUUCAGUUUUUUUUUUCUUUUUUUUUGAGACAGGGUCUUGCUCUGUCACUCAGGCCACAGUGCAGUGGCUCGAUCAUGGCUCACUGCAGCCUCGACCUCCUUGGGCUCAAGUGAUCUCCCAUCUCAGCUUCCUGAGUAACUAGAAUUACAGGUGCUCACCACCAUGCCCAGCUAACUUUUUGUAUUUUUUGUAGAGAUGGGGUUUCCCCAUGUUGCUCAGGCUGGUCUCAAAUUUUCGAGCUCAAGUGAUCCACCCGCCUUGGCCACCCAAAGUGCUGGGAUUGCAGGCAUGAGCCACUGCACUUGACCUACGAUUUCUUUCUUUAUAUAUCAGUAUGAACGCAAGGGCUGUUUGUUUGAUUCUAUGAGUCAUAAUCUGAUACUGUUUCGACGCUUUGGCCAUUGGGAGGUCCUGGAGAUUGUCUCCUGUUCCCCAUCCUUAUUUAGGCACUUCUUUAUUUUGGGAUGUCUUCAGUUUUCCUUGUCCCAGCUCUGCACCCAGCUGCUUCUCCAGGGAGCCCUCCCUCACUGAAGACUGGGAUUUAGCAACCAAGACCUGGGCACUGGCUGUGUUUGUUGCUUCUGGGCCCUCCUGGGACGACAGAGGUGGGAAGUGGAUCUGUGACACGUGCUUGUGCAUUUACCCCCCCGUUGGUUUCUGUAGCUGUCUAGUUCCUGCUGUUCCUGUCUCACCUGCCCCUUUCCUUAUGUGUAGUUUCUUCCUGUGACAGGGAGAAACCUGGCUCUCAGAUUGACACGACAUUCGCUUAGGCCAUGUCAGUGCUGUAGGUGAACUGCUCAACCUGUGCCCCCAGGAGGCGCAGUCACUAUGGAGGCACCUUACUUCCUUAAUCGUGUACUGUUGUUUUUGUGUUUGACCUGUAGCAUCUAAGUACUGGUUUCAAAUGUUGCCUAGAUGAGUUCUUUUCUUUCCACCUCAUCCUGCAAAUUAUGUGAUUUGCAUAAUUUGUACAUAGUUAGGUUCAUUUGUUAGUCUGUAUUCCUUUUGGCUUCCCCCAUAUCCUCGUUGACUUUUUCUUUCUUUUGUAACUUACAUAUGUUACUAUGAAAUUUAUAUGAGGGUAUAUAAUUUUCAUAAAUGUUUAUGGUUUACAUGUAUUAGCUGUUAUUAUUAAGAAGUCACCCUGGGAUUGACUGGCCAACCAUUUCGUGGAAGAUAGCAAUAAAUAAUACAUCACGAAAGACUUUAAUGUAAAAAUAAAGCCAUGAAAGUACCAGGAAAUAAAUCUUUUCAUUUUAAUUACA
This is a messenger RNA of Symphalangus syndactylus (siamang), 3119 nucleotides long. RefSeq names its product Aly/REF export factor (gene ALYREF). NCBI's taxonomy places the organism in Eukaryota, Metazoa, Chordata, Mammalia, Primates, Hylobatidae. Gene Ontology annotation, biological process: mRNA export from nucleus. Gene Ontology annotation, molecular function: mRNA binding. Gene Ontology annotation, cellular component: nucleus. The record is from RefSeq and is a predicted model, not a curated record.